Molecule: messenger RNA, 2735 nt
Organism: Fonticula alba
Lineage: Eukaryota; Rotosphaerida; Fonticulaceae
Exons: 3
Coding region: 55-2676 (873 amino acids)
Source: RefSeq, a predicted model, not a curated record
CCCGCCCCCCGCCCCCUCCCUGCACCUUGUGCCUGCUGUGGCCGGGCGCAUAACAUGUCCAAACCUUGGGAGAGUUCCCUCUUCGCCCUGGCGGACCUCGAGUCCGACGAUGAGUUCGAGCGGUCACUGCGCUUUCGGGGCUCGGAUGGCCUGGAGGCCGUGGCCCUUGCCCCGGCACCGUCCACCACUCCGGCACCCCUGUUCCUGACCCCGGCCCCGCUCUUCGAGCCGGUUUUGCCCUUCUCCCUGGUUACCCCCCCGGCCUCGGUUCCCUCCUCUGCGGAGCCCCUGCCGGCCGGUCCCCCCUCGCCGCCCGGGCCGGCACCAUUUCUCGGCGUGCAUGUGCCCUCCCAGCCGCGCCGCAGCCCGCCGGCUCUGGCGCCACAAUCCCCACCUCCGCCGGCGGAUGCUCCGGAGGCAGAUCCCCCUGCCCGGCCCCGGCGUGUGCCCAAGCGCCCCACUGGCUCCCUGCCGGCCAAGCGUGAGCGAGGCCCGGAGACGCCCCUCCCAGCCGGAUCUGAGUCCCUGGUCACACCUACCCCUGUCCGGCGAUCGUUGCGCAUCUCCCGCAAGAAAGGUCCCCCCGGCAAGGCGCCCGCCACUUCGGCCACGGCGAAGGCCCAGCUUAGCCUCUUCUCCCCGGGCGAGGCGUCCACCCUCACCCAAAUCGAGGACGCCAUUUCCUCCACCAAGGCCAGCCUCACCGCCUCGCUGGUCAUCAACGAGUUUCACAUCCAUCUGCAGACCCUUCGCCCCGUCUGCCCGACACAUUCGCCCGACGAUCCUCAAGAGCCCGAUGAAACCUUCGAGCGCCUCCUCGACACCAUCAGCCGCGCCUGGCUUCCCGCCCUCAUGGCCGGCGACCUCCGCCUGGCCCUGUCCUUUGCACAUCUCCUUUGGACCGACAUCCUGCUGGCUCCGGUGCCGGAUGCGAUUCUCCUGCGUCGGCGGGCGCUGGCCCUCUUCCGUGACAUCCUGCUCGCCGUGACCAGGGCCGCCAUCGCCUCGGCAUCUGCCUCCCGGAUCCAGGACGCGGACAAUCCCCUUUCCGUGGUGUUCGGCUGGGCUGCCCCGAAGCGACUCCUGGCAGAUCGCCUUCAACAGCCCCUACCGGCUCUUGCUCAUGUGCUCCUGUCCACCAACCGCCCGAAUGGCAGCACACUUCCCAGCACCCCGGUCCCAGGCCGGGGGGUCGACUCGAAGAGACCCAUUUUUCCCGUGGCCCUGGAGAUCGCCCGCCCGGGUCGGCUCCCCCGCGUCCGCACCCAUGGCGGCUCUUCUGACACCCCGUCCACCCCCCGGCGCCCAGGCCGUCGGGGAUGCCUUCUAGCUCCGCCCACUCCGACGACUCCGGGCCGCCGAAAGUCACAAUCCGCCCCGCCGGUCCUGGCUCCCACUCCUGAGGAUCUCCAUGCCGAGGGAGCCGUCCUGAUCGUGUUGGCAUUUGCCGAGUGGGUUUCUCUCAGGAUGCACAUCGUUGUCACGGUUCCCGGGGCGCCGGCAUUUCGAAGGGGCACUCAACAUUUGGAAGCCCUUUUGGCCGACUGGGCCGCCGCCACAUCGGCGCUCAUUGUCUGCCUGCUGGACCAGCGCCGCGCUCGGCCACAUUAUACCCCCCUCCGUGAGGCCCUCUCCAUCUUGGACACCAUGUUGAGCCGAAUCCCGGGAGAGCUCCUCCAUCGUGCCGGCCACUGUGCGAAUGCCCUCCGCGACUCGGUUCUUUUCUCCGUAAUCGCUCUCUUUCCCCAGCAUCGAGACCGGCGCACCACACCUGACGUUCGCGCCUCUCUGCGGCAAUUUUACGGGCGCCUGUGCAUUGGUCUGCUUGAGAUCCUGACAGGCGCUCAUGUUGCUCCGAUCACCACCUCAGCGACUCCUGUUGCCCAUUUGCCAAACUGCUUCGCCACACGAGGCCUCCUCCUGCUCCUGGUCAGCCUGGCACCCGACCCGGAUGAAUGCUUCAAAAGCCUGAUCAUUUUCAACCAGCUAUACGCGCAAGAUGAGCUCCUGUCAGGGCGUCCGGCUCCCAAUCGCCCGGAAUAUCGCCUGUCUUCCCCGGAGCUCCUUGGCCUGACGGCGUUUUCCCGAAUGCCGGCGGUGGUUUCCAUCCAAACGCUCAUUUCGAUCGCUUGCAAGUGCAUCAUCCAGCCCUUCAUCGAAUCGUCCGUCCCCCCGGCCACCGCCCCGGCACCUGCCCCAGUCAAGGGCCCCUCCUUUGCCUCGCCCUACCUCGAGUCCUUCAGCAGCCUUUUCACCUCAUCCGAUGCCCAGGGGCCGCUUCUCGGCCCACCGCCCCGGGAUCCUCCCGGCCCCCCAAGCAACCUGCAUCCCAAGCACUUUUCCGAAGCCGAUUGGUACAAUCUCUUUUGUCUCCUCUACUUUUUCCCCAUGUCGGCCAUGAUCCCGACCCCUCCAUCAUUGAUGGCCUCGGAUCAUCUCGACACCCGGCGCUCGGUCCGGCAUCGUCAAACCCCUCCGCGCCUUUCGCUGGAGCCAUCCAAAUCCCCCAUCGAGACUCCAAGCCAGUCCUGGAGCCGCCUGGCCAAUCGCCUCCGUGCCGCCCUCAACGCCGCUCCCUUCAACCUUCAGGUCACCUCCACCUCUCGGGCCCAGGUUUUAGCCCUGAUCACCGGGGCCCUUGACAUCGCCGGCUCAAUGGCCCUGGCCCUCCGAUGAGCCGAACCCCCCAAUUCGCUGUUGCCUCCGGCCGAAUAGACGCUCCCUGUCGCAUCCGC